Molecule: messenger RNA, 793 nt
Organism: Bombina bombina (fire-bellied toad)
Lineage: Eukaryota; Metazoa; Chordata; Amphibia; Anura; Bombinatoridae
Product: prothrombin-like
Exons: 6
Coding region: 414-650 (78 amino acids)
Cellular component (GO): extracellular region
Molecular function (GO): calcium ion binding
Source: RefSeq, a predicted model, not a curated record
AGGAGACAUACACGCUGCAACAAGCGCUCCUAGAAACUUUGAAAGGACAAAGAAAGUUUCUCAUCUAUACCUCAUUUGGACACGCAAGAACCUUCUUAUAUGACUUGGAACUGCAAAUAAGAAUAAAUUCUGACUACAACAGAAAAGAAGCAUUUGGAAAAUAACAUGGAGAAGAAACUGCUGUUUGUUCUGGGAAUCUGUAUUCUGGUGAUUCUUUGUUCCAAUACAGGGAGAGCAUCUAUGGAGAAGUCUACGGCAUCACAGUUUUUGGGAAAAAUUGAAAGAAAACGCUCUUUAUAUGAAGAAUGUUAUGUGGAACAAUGUAAUUAUGAGGAAGUUCUGGAGGCUCUUGGAAACCGUAGAGAUGCUAAUAAAUUCUGACUACAACAGAAAAGCAUUUGGAAAAUAACAACAUGGAGAAGAAACUGCUGUUUGUUCUGGGAAUCUGCAUUCUGGUGAUUCUUUGUUCCAAUACAGGGAAAGCGUCUAUGGAGAAGUCUACGGCAUCACAGUUUUUGGGAAAAAUUAAAAGAAAACGCUCUUUACAUGAAGAAUGUUAUGUGGAAAACUGUAAUUAUGAGGAAGUUCUGGAGUCUCUUGGAAACCGUUUAGCUGCUGAUGCUUACUGGAAUCAAAAGAAUGGAAAAUGAAUAUCAUCAAAAGUUUUAUUUUGGUGUCUACAAAUAUGUUGUUUUUUUACUCAAGAAUCAUAUCACAUGUUAAAUGACUUAACUGUAUGCUGGGAUAUGAGAAACAAACUGAAAAUGAAUAAAGAUUAUUUUAAAUUUUUUAA